AUGGAAGACGGCUUCGCCGAUCAAUAUCCAGCUUGUUGCAACUCAGGUAAAAUUGCUCAAAUUUGGUUCAUUUCAAUUUGGUUUUUCAGGCAUCGGCUCAGCUUAUGGCGGGAGGUACUCUAAAUCGAAAAAAUUCAACGCCAAUCACGAACUUCUCGAUUCUUCUGUGCAUAUUGAGUAAGGCUUUUUUAAAAUUUGUCUGGUCGAAAAAAAUAGAAUUUAAACAAUUUUAAAAACAAAAUUGCAAAAAGCGUGGAAUUUUUUUUCCAAUUCAACUACAUUUUGCAGCAUAAACGACAUCCAAUUGUACGCAAUUUUCUGUGGGUUCAAUGGUGGCUCAAACGCGGCAAAGUUUUCGAUGAACAGAAUGGUUUACGAAAUAUUCCAAGAUCAACCAAUUAAAACGAUCAUGAUGUCGCGAGAGGUAAUAUUUCUUGUUGUUUAAAGAUUUAUGGUCAUUGACUACACUAAAUCUUUUGAGAUAAUCGCGGAACUUCACCGGAAGUUUGCAAAUGUCGCGCGGCGAUAUAUGGAUAUGAUGACGGAUUCUCUUUCAGAACGUUUUAUUUUAAAGGACCAAAAUGAUGAGGUCAAUGCAAACGCCAUUUCCGAAUUGGAUCAGAAGGUUCAUUAUUCAUUUUUUUUUACUUUCCAUCAGAAGUGGUAUUAUGAGUAUUCUCGAAAGAUUUUUCAUUCCGAAAUAAAUUUCACUCGAUUUACAGAUCAGAGAAGGAUGUACAGCCAUUGUAGCUCUACGCAUCGAAUGCGACCUCUUUGUUCUAAACUGUGGCACUUCUAUGUGAGUUUUUCAUAGUUCAAUCAAAAAAAAAGAAUUUAGCAUAACAUAUUUAAUAUUCAGGGCAAUUGCAAUCACCGAUGACCCUUCAGAUCCAGUUGUACGGAUAAAUGAUCAACUUCAUGAAAACGAAAAUCCUGUGGAAAUUGAACGGUUGAAGAAUAUUGGUGUUGAUCCAGAGGUGAUUUUUUUCAUCUGGAAUUUUGGAAACUUUGAAAAAAAAGCUGAUCGUGCGUAAAACCUUUUUUCUUAUCAAGCAGGAAAUUAAUUACAAAAACUUAAAAAAAAGACAUGCUACAAAUUAAACAGUUAUUGCUAAGAGGAAAAAUAUGUUUUUAUCUGAAUGUUUCGUAGUUCGCAACUUUGAUCUUAACGUCUUUGCCAGUGAAAAAAAGGAAACUUGGAGAAAAAUUAGCAUAUUAUUUAUUUUUGAACGAAUUAAAAAAAUAUAAACAUACAUUUUUGCAAUAGUUUGCUUUGUUGUGAUAAAAACGCGUUGCUGCAUUCACUAGCUUUUUUUAGUUACGUAGCAAUUUUUCAGGGCACAAAUUUGCCUGAAAAAAACCUUUUCUAAUUUUUACAAAAAAAUAACAGCAAAAAAAUGAUGUCAAACAAAGCGAUUUUCCAGAACGUUUUAAAGCCAACAAGAGCAAUUGGAGAUUUGCAUCGGAGUCAUUUAUAUGAAGAGAAAGACGUUUUUUUGCGAAUGCAUCUUCCGCUCCAGUCAUUGCCGUGCCUGAUAUUUAUCACGUUGUGGUAUGCUUUAUCAAGUAAAAUUCAACAAAAAAAUAAACUUAAGAUUCAAAACAAUUGGCGUUACAUUGUCCUGAUUUCCGACGGCGUCGUUCAAAACCUGAAAGAGUUUCAAGUUGAAGACGUUGCGAUGUGAAGACUCGUUUGAAUUUCUUUUGAAUCUUGUUUUUUUGGUUUCAGGGAGGUAUACGAACGGUUGAAGGAAGACCAUACAGCCACGAGUACAGCCCAAAGUUUAGUGGACGCCUUUGCGAGGAAACAUUUGGACGCCUAUACCAGGGUAUUUCUAGAUAUUGUGCAAGAUUAAAACGUACAGGUGGAGAUGAAAUUCUAUUUUUUUCCGCUUCUGAGAUUAAUAAGCCCUACUGACUGUUCCAAUAUUUUAAUUGAAACGUUUGUUUCGAAUCUCCACAACCGGUAAUUUCAGGUUUCUGUUGUUCAUUCCUAGAUGAAAAAAAUCUUUUGAUUAACAUAUAAAAUUUUAUAAAUUGGCCUAAAAAGCUGAAGUUGUGUAAAAAAAAAUUGAAUUCUACAUCAAUAUGAAAACUUUUUUCAAAUCAAGAAAUCUGUGCCUAAUGUCCCAUUAAACUUCACCAUUUAUAAUUUUAGAACAUGGUCGAAAACGGCUUCACGUUCAGCAAUCAACGAGAAGAGAUGACAGUAAUAUUCGUGAAGCUGGAGCAUGAUAAUCUCUAUGAAACUUUCAAAUCCUCAACGAACUCCACGUUGGAUUACACUCAGAGCACUACAGACGGCGGUCCAGUGCAGCCUUAUGUUGACGUUCUACCCAAAAGCAACAAACCAGAUAUCCAAAAAUUUCUGUUAGAUACGACAAAGCUGUUUCUUGACAAAUCCCUUUAG
Caenorhabditis auriculariae is the source of this 2410-nucleotide messenger RNA. Lineage: Eukaryota; Metazoa; Nematoda; Chromadorea; Rhabditida; Rhabditidae. The record is from the annotation of a GenBank genome assembly.